AUGGCUUUGGAAAUUGAAGAGGAUUUGUCAAGUACGGGCUCAAACGCAUGCACAACAACAAGGUUGAAGAGGAGAUAUCAAGCAGAAGAAUCUGUUUCAAGCAUCACUGGUUUAUUGGUUCAAGAGAAUAAGCGCUUGAGUCAUGGGGGCAGCAAUUUGUCAGCGAAUACCAACUUUAAAGGAGUUGUGCUGCAGCCUAAUGGCCGCUGGGGAGCUCAGAUCUAUGCCAAACACAAUAGGGUUUGGCUUGGAACAUUUGAUUCUAAGGUUAAAGCAGCCAUGGCUUAUGAUAGUGCUGCAAUCAAGCUUCGCAACGGAGAGAAUUGUCAAAGGAACUUUGCAGGGACCAAAUUAACUGUUCAAGAGCAACACUUUCAAAAUCUCUAUAGCGAAGAAGCCGUGCUCAACAUGAUCAAGGACGGGUCUUACCAGGCUAGGUUUGUCGAAUUUCUUAUGGCUCACCAGGUCAUGCAGAAAGUAGGAAUGGCCGAGUCGAAGAACUCAGUUAGGUUGGACAGACAACUCUUUCAAAAAGAACUGACGCCAAGCGAUGUUGGCACGCUGAACAGACUCGUCAUACCUAAAAAUUAUGCUACUAAAUACUUCCCUGCGCCUGAUGCACAGCUCUCAUUUUAUGAUGAAAACAACAUGACAUGGAACUUCAAGUACUGUUAUUGGAAGAGCAGCCAAAGCUUUGUGUUCACCAAGGGUUGGAAUCGGUUUGUAAAGGCUUUCAAAUUGAAAGCCAAUGAUACUAUCAGAUUCUAUGAGUGCCACAGUACUAGUGAAGGAGAUAAGGAGGCCAAGCCAUUCUACAUGAUUAAAUUCGACAGGGCUGAAGUUGUUGAAGAUGCCAAACAAGUUAAUGGCGACACUAAAACAGUUAAGCUCUUCGGUGUUGUCAUCGGCAUAGGUGAAGAAUGA
Molecule: messenger RNA, 924 nt
Organism: Fragaria vesca subsp. vesca
Lineage: Eukaryota; Viridiplantae; Streptophyta; Magnoliopsida; Rosales; Rosaceae
Product: AP2/ERF and B3 domain-containing transcription factor At1g51120-like
Exons: 1
Coding region: 1-924 (307 amino acids)
Biological process (GO): regulation of DNA-templated transcription
Molecular function (GO): DNA-binding transcription factor activity; DNA binding
Source: RefSeq, a predicted model, not a curated record